AUGGCCUCAGGAUGCAUCUGGCAACAACAUGCUUCACUAUUUCGUCGCCUGUAUCUCGAAGAGAACAAGACGCUGAAGGAAGUUCAAUCAGAAGUUGAAGACAACCACGGGUUUCCCAGCAAUAGUUUGUCUACCUACGAGACAAAACUACGAGAUCUGCUAGGACUGAGGAAAAACCUCAAUCCUGAAGGAUGGGUCGCAAUCGACCAGCAUAUCAGAAGCGUCAGAAGUACCAAUUGGGAAGUGUAUUUCAAUGGGAGGAAGAUGUUGAAGAGGAAAGUCAUGAAAGAGAUUGCGAGAUAUACAAAACACCGCUCAUAUCCAGCAAACCUACCCAUGCCACCUGGUGUAGAGAUAAAAUGGCUAGAUGUGUCAUCUCAGUCGGCGGCCUUGAGCGCUCGAGGCCUGCCUCGGCGAAUGGUGCCUCAGCAAUUGUCCAGAUUGACCUUGGAUGUCCCAAGGAAUGAGGACCUGGACAUGAUUGACUUUGAUUCAACAGCAUUGUCAAGAAGCCCGAGCGAUGUUCUUCAGGAAACUCAACUUCUGAGAUUCAACACACCCGCGAUCAUCAAUCCAACUGUCGAUAUUGCAGUGGCUGCAAAUAAAGUCAUCUCAGCUCAUUUCAGUGCAGCGAUACUUGAUCCUCGACUGGCGGAUUUAUGGCACCCUAUCUUAGAAGAUGGCCCAUUCAACUCCCUCAGUCGUACCCUGCAUCGAUUUUUCCCUGGUAAAACUGCUUUCCCUCACAGCAAUAGCAUACUCCCGGUCUCGCGCAAUAAUCCCACGCAGAAUGUUGAUACGUGGACAUUGAGCAGUUCAUCGCUCGAGGCAAAUCAACAUGAAGUCUCAGGGCGCAGCCAUGCAGUUGAGGAUGUUGAAAACAUACAAGCCCAGCCCUCUUCCGGCACAAUAUCCGCACGCCUUGAUCCUUUGCGCAUUCUGGCUCUGUUAAUUUAUUAUUUAUCCAAUAACUUUGCAGGACUUGAUCAAACAAGGGAUACGUUGCUGUUCCUCAUGGAACAAGUUCCGCAUAAUCUUGUCGGCGAGUUCCUUCAGGCUGAAUCCUUUGCUAUUGAGACAUCGUGGAUGACACUAGCAGAAUGGUCGUUUGAUCUCAACAAGAAACACUUUUUCGAAAAAGUCAUGCAAGUAUCAUUACGAUGCCCCGAAUGGGUCGAGCUACACGGAGCACGCUGCUUGAUCUUCGCAGCAUAUUUUGGGUGCACCAAAAUUGCCCGCAAAAUCAUUUCAUGCGGUGUGUCCCCCAAUGAGAUGUCUCGAUUCGUAGUCUCUCUGGACGAUAACAAUUCAAGUCCAAAUUUCUCAAGUCUAGCGGUAAAUGAAGGGUACUUGCAUAUGGGUUUGGAUCGGGAAAGGACACGGGAAUGGAAACGGGAAUAUACUGUGAAGACUUUCCCUCUCAUGGAAGCCGCAGCAAGAGGCAAUCUAGAAGUUCUUGAGACAUUGAAGAAUGCCAAAGCCGAUUGUCAACUGCGCUCCUUCGGCCUAACAGCAGCUGGGUAUGCUCUCAUCGCUCAUGAAAACGGAGUGAUGGAUGAUGAUGUGUUAUCAUCUGUACUUUCUCUAUUGUUCGACAUGGGAGAAAGUCUAGAUGCUCCAAUGUGGCAGAAUGAUAAGGCAUUCAGAUCUGGUUAUGGAUCGAAGUUAGAGGCUUUAUGGUCGGAAGAGACUCUUCUUGACGCCAUAUACCUCAAACGCGACAGCGAAGUUUUGUUUCAAGAAAUGCAGAAGCGAAGCCGGGUUCCAUAUGGCGUUAUGACUGUGUCAGGCAUCCUGCGAUCCGCUGCGGAUGGAUGCAACGCCCUGCGCGACUAUAUGGCCACCAUAUGUUAUCCAAAUGGCCAUCCUCGAAAACGUAUCGAAGAGGUUGCUUUGGUAAGAAGCCUGACGAUUCCUCAAGCCUUCGAGUCAAUGAUGGGGAAUGGGUUCUCGCUGGAGUUUAAGGCUUUACAAAACGCAGUCAACAUUGGAGGAGCCUGCUAUCAUCUCUCGUUGCCUGGUCCAACGCGCUCUGAUAUCCUUGAGAUACUAUUCCGCAAUCGUGCUGAAUUGUCAGCUUCUGUUGUACAACAAAUUUUGGAUCGCCUCAUGGAAGAUCAAACAAACGACUCCAUGUCUACUACACUAAUAUGUGAGCAUAUACAGGACAUGCUACCCAUACUGAGACCGGACCAAAUACGAAGAUUUGGCACCAUCUUGCUCGAGCAAUUCUGCAAGGAGGGUAAGAUCACAAAAGUUCAGCUGUGCCUAGAAGCUGGAGUGGACCCCCGAGCCGUCGACCUCUUGAAAAUCAAAAGUGGCGGAUGUGACGAUACAAGAAUCCAUCAAUUACUUUAUGAGCAUGGUUGUCGACUAAUUCUUCCGCUGCAGCCUUUGGAGCACAAGCAAUUACCAAGGCGGUACACGACAACGGAGCUCCAAUGGCUCAUAACGCAUGGACUCAAUGAAGUCCUCAACGGCAUGUCAAUUCAUGACAUCAUCACUCAAUUUGUCUCGGACCGAGUAUCCAUGUAUAAAGUUCGUAAAUUUGCGCAGUGGCUCAGCGAUCGCGGAUAUCCAUUGUACACACAACCGCCUUCGACUGCGCUCUUUCAACAAUGUGAAUUGCGUGAGAGCAGCCCCUCCCUGGCUCUGUUGAUCUAUCUUGAAAGCAAUGAGGACCAUAUUUCACGGCUCCUGGAUCAAGGCCUCGAUAUCAAUCCGCAGCGGUGUCGAAAAAGGAACGAGGUUGACCAUCCAAAACUAUCUAGGUGGUACGACGAGCCGCCCUUAGAAGCCGCCGUUCGAAAUUGCGACAUUUCCAUGGUACAGCUGCUCCUGCGCCGAGGAGCUGACAUUCACUGCCAGAUCGACGACUCCGAGACCGUACUAGAUGUGGCUGUUGAUCUCUACCUAGAUGCAUACGACUCUCAAUUGGCCCGGUGGAAAGAGCUCGUUACAAUCUUACUUGAGAAUGGCGCUAAGCCUGGGCACAAUCCCUCAGAUGCUCUUUCCCGUGCCAUAGAGAGUCCUGAGCCGGAUUUGCAACUGAUCCGAAUGCUCCUUGAAAAUGGCGCUGAUCCGAAAGCCAACUACGCAAGAUCACUGCGCGGGGCCGCAACGAGUGACAGUCCGAAUUUGCAACUGAUCCAAAUGCUCCUUGAAAAUGGCGCUGAUCCUAAAGAAAACUCCUCAACAUUACUUCCCUACGCUGCAACGAGUGACAGACCGAAUUUGCAACUGAUCCAAAUGCUCCUUGAAAAUGGAGCAAAAGUCAAUGACGACUAUUAUGAAAAACCUCUGCUCAGGACCGUGUUAUUGUCCACAGAGAUCAACCUGGAGCUUAAAAUGGCAAUUUUCGCACUACUUCUCGCCCAUGGUGCAAAGUACAACAGCUCCGAAGAACUUGUCUAUGCCUGCAUCUCUGGUGAUAUCGAGCUCGUUCGGUUCCAUUUGAACAAGGGAGCAAAUCCAAAUGUUUGGUUCAACAAAGACCAUGUAACGUGGGAUGAUGAUAUGCUCCAAAAUCCAUUGGGUCCAAGCGCUCAAAAAGGGAAUGUUCCCAUAGCACUGGUUCUAUUGGCAGCAGGCGCGACCUUAUCAGGCCGUGAUCGCUCGUUGUCGCUUGCGGCUGAGAAUGGACGCCUGGACAUGGUUGCACUGCUGCUUCCGCAUGAGAAACGUCUCAAAGAAGUGAAAAAAGCAUUGGGAUGUGCUCUCAAAGGUCGAUAUUACUCCAUCAUUCGCCUUCUGAGACAGCGUUUGGCUGCUGCGAAUCAAGAAGACUGA
Messenger RNA from Pestalotiopsis fici W106-1, 3789 nucleotides. RefSeq lists its product as uncharacterized. The record is from RefSeq and is a predicted model, not a curated record. The transcript has 4 exons. The coding region runs from base 1 to 3789 and encodes 1262 amino acids. Lineage: Eukaryota; Fungi; Ascomycota; Sordariomycetes; Amphisphaeriales; Sporocadaceae. Gene Ontology annotation, molecular function: protein binding.